AUGGAGAUUAGACCCUAUUGGGCAAAAGAUGUCCCAUGUAGGAAUAUCACCAUCCAUGGGUUUUGUAAAUUUGAAGGGAAAGGUUGUUCAUUUAAACAUGAAUCAUCAAAUAAAUCAUCAACAAUAACUUCAAAUUCAAAUAUAAACACAUCUGCUACUUCUUUACCUUUACAACAACCAUUAGAUCCAUUGAAAAAUCCAUCCAUUGGUGAUUUUCCCACUAUAUCAUCAAGACCAACAAGUGCAUUAAGUAAUAAUAUCCCUAAUAGUGGGAUCUUAAAUUCAGCUUCAAUCGGUGGUAGUAUAACUAGUGGUACUAACGCUGGUACUGGUGGUGAUUUAAAAAAAAAAUUCAAUCCAGCUUCAUCUUCAACUUUCCUUCCAUCAACUUCAAUUUCAAAUGUUCCAAAUUUAUCAAAUCCAACUAAACCAAUUAAUAAAUUUGCAGGAUUUUCACCAAAAGUUAAUGAUAUUCCUUCUUUUAUCCCAUCUGGUACUACUAUAAAUAAUAAUGAUGAUUUAACCUCUACUCAAAAUGGUUUAAAACAAUUCAAUCUUGAUAGUCCAGUUUUCCAACCAACAACAACAACAAAUAAUAAUAAUGAUAUCCAACCUUCAAUUAAUCGUUCUCCAAUACCUACAAAUCCUUAUCUUGUUUCAAAUAAUGAUUCAAUACAACCAAAUCCUUAUGCCCAAUCUUCAGAAGCUUUAAAUCCAUAUUCUCAAGUUACUGGUCCUCAAGAUUUUUUAUUUCCUCAAACUUCUUAUCCAUUAAAUCAUCAUUUAUAUGCACCUGCUCCACCACCACAUUUACAAAUUCCAUUAAAAGGUAAUGAAGAAAAUUCUUCAAAAUUUUUCCUUCCAAAUGAAUUAAGAGAAUCUUUAAUUAAAAAAAAUGAAUCAACUUUGAAAACUUUACAACAUUCAAAUUUACCUGAAUUAGUUAAUAUUUAUUAUAAUUUAGUUCCAUUAGAUAAUUCAUUACAAAAAUCAAAUCAAACCUAUGGUUAUUAUAGUUCUUUAUAUAAAGCUUUUUCAAAUGAUGAUGGUAAAGCUUAUGUUUUACGUCGUAUUGAAAAUGUUAAAUUAAAUCAAGAUAAAAGUAUAUCAACUAUUAAAAAAUGGGUUAAAUUAAAUUGUUCAAAUAUAACGAAAAUUAUUGAUGCUUUCACUUCAAGAAGUUUUGGUGAUAAUUCUUUAAUUAUUGUUUAUGAUUAUUAUCCAAAUUCAAAAAAUUUAAUUGAACAACAUUUCCAUUCAAAUCUUGGUGCAAAACCUGAACAAAUUACUCCAAAAAUUUUGUGGAAUUAUACUUUACAACUAACAAAUGCUAUUGCAACUUCACAUUCUAAAAAUUUACCAAUUAGAUCAUUAACUUUAACUAAGAUUAUAGUUACAAGUUUAAAUAGAAUACGUCUUUCAGAUUGUGGUAUAUUUGAUAUUUUAGAUUUUGAAGAUUUUUCCAAUGAAGAUGAAGAAUUAGAAACUAUUAAUUUAUUGAAAAUUCAAGAUUUACAAAAAUUAGGUCAAUUAUUAUUAAGUUUAGCUAUAUCAUCAUCACCAAAUUCUUCAAAAUUUUCCAAUAAUGAAGAUAUCAUAUCAAAUAUUGAUAUUGAUGAAGAUUUUAAAUCUGCAUUAAAAUAUUUAUUAAAUGAAUCAAACCCAAAUAUUGAAAGUUUCCAAAAAAUUAUUUCAAAGAAAUUAUUUGAAAGUUUAAAUCAAAUUCAAGAACAAGGUGAUUAUUAUGAAUCUCAAUUAACAAGAGAAUUAGAAAAUGGUAGAUUAGUUAGAUUAUUAACAAAAUUAAAUUUUAUCCUAGAAAGACCUGAAUAUCAAUCAAAUCCAACAUGGGCACAAUCUGGUGAAAGAUAUCCAAUUAAAUUAUUUAGAGAAUAUGUGUUCAAUCAAGUUGAUGAUAGAGGUAAACCUGUUUUAGAUUUAGCAUUUGUUUUGAAAACUUUAAAUAAACUAGAUGCUGGUAUUGAUGAAAAAUUCUUACUUGUUUCUCAUGAUGAACAAACUUGUAUGAUUGUUUCAUAUAAAGAAAUGAGAGAUCUUAUUGAAAGAUCUUUUAGAGAAUUAAGUAAUUGA
Molecule: messenger RNA, 2091 nt
Organism: Hansenula ciferrii
Lineage: Eukaryota; Fungi; Ascomycota; Saccharomycetes; Phaffomycetales; Wickerhamomycetaceae
Gene: PAN3
Product: PAN-complex poly(A)-binding subunit PAN3
Exons: 2
Coding region: 1-2091 (696 amino acids)
Biological process (GO): protein phosphorylation; nuclear-transcribed mRNA poly(A) tail shortening; mRNA processing
Cellular component (GO): P-body; PAN complex
Molecular function (GO): protein kinase activity; poly(A) binding; metal ion binding
Source: RefSeq, a predicted model, not a curated record